UGGGCUAGCGAAACCCAGUAACGUUGUCCGGUACACACAGAAGGAGGGAAGCUUUUUGAUUCAACGUCAGAUAACAUUUGAUCCAAAUCGCCAAAUGCCCAAUCGGAGAAGCUUAUUUUCUUAAUCAGAUCGGCUUGUUUCUCCACCACCAUCUUUGGGACGGAUAAGUCUCUCUCUCCCUCGCAGUUGCAGAAAAUUGCUCCGCAGCCUUGUAAGCAAUUGGUGCACUGUGAGCGACCAUCAUAAAUCUGGAGAAUUUUCAGCGUCCGCGGGUUUGCUUAUGAAUUUGCUUAGGCAGGCUCUUUUAAGGAGUUGAGUACGCAGGUUGGAGAAAUUGAUAAAAUGGCACAACAAUGCGUUUUAUUUUUAUUGUGGCUUUCGGGCAGAUCACUCGCGGGAUUUCCCAAUCAGAUUAAUAUAGGUGGUCUGUUCAUGCGGUCCACUGUGCAGGAGCACAGCGCGUUUAGGUUCGCUGUUCAGCUCUACAACACCAACCAGAACACUACGGAGAAACCCUUCCAUCUCAACUACAACGUAGACAACCUCGAGUCGUCCAACAGCUUCUCAGUCACCCAUGCAUUCUGCUCUCAGUUCUCCCGAGGGGUCUAUGCCAUCUUCGGCUUCUACGAUAAAAAGUCCAUGAACACCCUGACGUCAUUCUGUGGUGCGCUGCACACCUCCUUCGUCACGCCCAGUUACCCCACCGACAACGAGGUGCAGUUUGUCAUCCAGAUGAGACCUGCACUGCGUGGGGCCGUCCUCAGCCUGCUGUCACACUACAAGUGGCAGAAGUUUGUUUACCUCUACGACACCGACAGAGGCUUCUCUAUCCUUCAGGCCAUCAUGGAGUCAGCGGUGACGAACAAUUGGCAGGUGACGGCUCGGUCUGUGGGGAGCAUCACGGACGCAGCAGAGUUCAAACGGAUCCUGGAGGAGAUGGACAGGAGGCAGGAGAAACGUUACAUCAUCGACUGUGAGGUGGACAGGAUCAACACUAUCCUCGGACAGGUGGUCUCUCUGGGGAAGAACGCCCGUGGAUACCACUACAUCCUGUCUAACCUGGGUUUCUCCAAUGUGAGCUUGGACAAGGUCUUCCAAGGCGGGGCCAACAUAUCAGGCUUCCAGAUAGUGAGCCCUGAGAACUCCAUCGUUCAGCAGUUCCUACAGCGCUGGGAGAGACUGGAUGAAAGGGAAUUCCCAGAGGCCAAGAACACCCCGCUCAAGUACACGUCAGCUCUGACCCACGACGCCAUCCUGGUGAUCGCGGAGGCCUUCCGGUACCUGCGGCGCCAACGGGUAGACGUGUCACGCCGAGGAGGCGCAGGAGACUGUCUGGCCAACCCUGCCGUACCAUGGAGCCAGGGCAUCGACAUUGAGAGAGCUCUCAAAAUGGUCCAGGUUCAGGGGAUGACGGGGAACAUCCAGUUUGACAGCUAUGGCCGGAGGUCCAACUACACUAUAGACGUCUAUGAGAUGAGAACAGGGGGCCCGAAGAAGAUUGGCUACUGGAACGAGAACCAGCGAUUAGUAAAUGUGUUAGAACAACAGGUGGUCGCCAACGAGUCUUCUUCUGUGGAAAACCGAACGAUUGUGGUCACUACUAUUAUGGAAGCCCCUUAUGUGAUGUACAAGAAACACCAGAUGAAUCUGGAGGGGAAUGACAGAUAUGAAGGCUACUGUGUCGAUUUAGCUGCCGAAAUUGCGAAACAUGUGGGGAUAAGAUACAAACUGUCAGUAGUAGCAGACGGAAAGUACGGUGCGCGAGAUCCAGACACCAAGACGUGGAACGGGAUGGUGGGGGAACUGGUCUAUGGGAGAGCAGAUAUAGCUGUGGCACCUCUCACCAUAACCCUGGUUCGUGAGGAAGUGAUCGACUUCUCCAAGCCCUUCAUGUCUCUGGGCAUCUCCAUUAUGAUCAAGAAGCCCCAGAAGUCUAAACCAGGGGUGUUCUCCUUCCUGGACCCGCUGGCUUACGAAAUAUGGAUGUGUAUCGUGUUCGCCUACAUCGGUGUGAGUGUGGUCCUGUUCCUGGUCAGCCGCUUCAGCCCCUAUGAGUGGAACCUGGAUGAACAGGAUGAGACCAAAGACCCCCAGACACCUCCAGAUCCUCCCAACGACUUUGGCAUCUUCAACUCUCUAUGGUUCUCUCUGGGAGCCUUCAUGCAGCAAGGAUGUGAGAUAUCACCCAGGUCCCUAUCAGGGAGAAUAGUAGGGGGCGUGUGGUGGUUUUUCACUCUCAUCAUCAUCUCGUCCUACACGGCCAACCUAGCUGCUUUCCUCACAGUGGAGAGGAUGGUGUCCCCCAUAGAGAGUGCAGAGGACCUGGCUAAACAGACUGAGAUCGCCUACGGCACUCUGGAUGCUGGUUCCACCAAGGAGUUCUUUAGGCGAUCCAAAAUAGCAGUCUAUGAGAAAAUGUGGUCAUACAUGAAAUCGGCCGAACCGUCAGUGUUUGUCAAGACCACUCCAGACGGGGUGGCCCGGGUACGAAAGUCCAAGGGCAAGUUUGCUUUUCUCCUGGAGUCCACCAUGAACGAGUACAUAGAGCAGAGGAAACCCUGUGACACCAUGAAAGUGGGCGGAAACCUCGACUCUAAAGGAUACGGUGUGGCCACGCCCAAAGGCUCAGCAUUAAGAAAUGCUGUUAACCUGGCAGUGUUAAAACUGAAUGAGCAAGGCCUGUUGGACAAAUUGAAAAACAAAUGGUGGUACGACAAGGGAGAGUGCGGCAGCGGGGGAGGUGACUCCAAGGACAAGACGAGUGCUCUCAGCCUGAGCAAUGUGGCUGGGGUCUUCUAUAUCCUGGUUGGUGGGCUGGGGCUGGCCAUGAUGGUGGCUCUGAUUGAGUUCUGUUACAAGUCACGUGCAGAAACCAAACGGCUCAAACUAGCAAAAAAUGCUGAGAAAUUUAAGCCAGCUCCACCGACCAACCCCCAGAACUUUGCCACUUACAGAGAAGGCUACAACGUGUAUGGGACAGAGAGCGUGAAGAUCUAAGGGUAUCGGGCGCUUCAGCUAGACCAGGUACACGAUCCCUUACGAACAACUUCAGCUAGACCAGGUACACGAUCCCUUACGAACAACUUCAGCUAGACCAGGUACCGAUCCCUUACGAACAACUUCAGCUAGACCAGGUACCGAUCCCUUACGAACGACUGUGACUAUUGACCCUAUGAUGAAACAACAUGAUCACGUCAGGAUGGGGGUUUCCUCAACUGCAGCUAAAUCCUCUCCUGGCGGAAAAUGGCAACGAUAAUCUGCAAUGGCGACACGACAGGACUGGUGACGUGAAGAACUCGAGCAGUUUCCUCCAGUGCCUUACGUAUGGAACAGUCACAGACUAGCAGACUUACUGAGAACAAUGCAAUUCAUCACAGCGGUUUGCGUUUGGCUUGAACUCACAAACACACAGACAAACAAACAGAAAGACAGGAUCGAUACUGUAAUCUGUUUUAAGGAACUUCAUUUGAGAUGCUAAAAACAAAAGAGAGAUACCUAAAGCCAUCACUUGCACCCCGAGCACAUUUCCAAGUGCCGGACAGAAGAUGAAUACGAUAUGACAGAUGAUAAAUUGUUUUUUCUGCAAAGGGAAUUUGAUCAGAUUAUCCUAAUUCUUGUUGCAGGCUAGGUUUUUACUGGUUAAAUGUGUUUUAAAAUAAGUUUAUUAUAGACACUGAUUAUUAGAAGAUAGCUUGUUAUGUUCCUGUGACCUUGGAAUUGUUUUGAAAGACACAUUUGAAUCUUAUUGGAAUCAAUUGGUUAAAUAUGCCAUAGCCAAAAGAAUACUGUAUUGUUGUUGUCAACUCUGGUGCUUUUGAAGUGUCAGAGAUAGACUCCGAGAGAAGGCGUUGGUAGCUAGUAAACUGUGCAUCCCAAAUGGAACCCUGUCACCUAUAUAGUGCAUUACUUCUGUGCAGAGCCCCCAGUCAAAAGUAGUGCAUUAUAUAUUGAAUAAGGGGCCAUUCUGGACACACACACACAGGGACUCAAGAAAGAGAUGAAUGUGAGAUGCAGCAUUUGGCUUUACACAACUUAAAACAGGCCAUCUCACAAUCCCAAUAUACUGCCAACAGAUUCAGAUGUGUUUUUUUUUAAACGCAGGGGACUGUCUGAGCAAGUUUCAUAGUUCAGUAACUCUCCCAGUGUGUUUUAUGGUGUGUAUAAUAUGAAGAGAAAACUCACUCACACAGUGUCACUCCGAAAUAGGUCGUUUUUUUUUUUGUCUUCAUUUUGAAAGAACACCUGCUUAUAGCUGGAUUUUCAUGUAACCUAAAAUCAUUCAAAUCUUCUGCACAAUAAAUUAAAACUGAACCAAAAGGGACAUUCGAAAAGUAGAUCAACUGCAAAUCCAAACAGUAUUGGCUUCUUAACAGUAGUAUUAUGGAUGACCUUGGUAUUUUGCUAAACAAUUACACAUUUUACACUAAGCUGCAGUUUGAUGAUAUGCUUUCAAUUUUAAUUUCAUUUUAUGAGCAUUGUAGUGUUUGGUGAAUUUACUUAGUAAAUGAAAUAACUGAAUAAUAUAAAUACAAUGAGAAAAUAGAUUUAUACAACGUACUUACAGGGGAUGUCUUAAAAGCUUAGCACAUUUCCUUUUCAAAAGACUGUGAUUCCAUAGUAGUUAGGAAGAAAAUUAAUCACCUAAAACCGUGAAAAGAUAGAUUUACACACACACACACACACACACACACACACACACACACACACACACACACACACACA
Oncorhynchus masou masou (cherry salmon) is the source of this 4722-nucleotide messenger RNA. RefSeq names its product glutamate receptor 3-like. The record is from RefSeq and is a predicted model, not a curated record. Gene Ontology annotation, biological process: monoatomic ion transport; modulation of chemical synaptic transmission; synaptic transmission, glutamatergic. The transcript is spliced from 16 exons. Bases 343 to 2997 code for a protein of 884 amino acids. Gene Ontology annotation, molecular function: AMPA glutamate receptor activity; transmitter-gated monoatomic ion channel activity involved in regulation of postsynaptic membrane potential. Gene Ontology annotation, cellular component: dendritic spine; postsynaptic density membrane; plasma membrane. NCBI's taxonomy places the organism in Eukaryota, Metazoa, Chordata, Actinopteri, Salmoniformes, Salmonidae.